UUCCCUCACGCUUAUGAAUAAAUAAAAUUGUCUUAAAUGGUCGAUAAUGAAAUGUUGUUGAAAGAGAAAGUUUAUGAGAAAAGAAAGAUGUUGAAUGGAGAACUACUUAUUUUAUCGACAAAAAUGAAAUCAGAAAAUCAUCUUGAUGGCAGGUAGCUCUUCCACCGUACCUGCUGUAGUAACGAUAGAAGAAGAAAACUUCUUCAGGAUUCAGCGCCUACUGGAUGUAAGUAACAAAACAUUGCAACGCUAUCUGGCAAAAUAUUUCACAGUCAACGAUCCUGGUCAAUUUUAUGAAGAGCUUAAAACAAUUAAAUCACAAUUAAAGUUAUACAAUUCGCAAGAGAAAAUAUUAUUUCCGAAAAAUAAAGAAACUAAAAUAGAAAAGUGCGACAUUACAUUGAUAUUGGCUUUGUUAAGGACUUCAAAGUGUACACCAAGCCAAGCUGAUCUCGCUGACAUAAAGUCUAUACAAAAAUACCGAAACAAAUACGCUCAUUCUGAUAGUUACGCAAUACCAACAGCACAAUUUCAAAAUGAAUGGACAAACUUAACUUCUGUACUGGAGAGAUUAGGAGCAGAUCCUCAUGUCAUUAAAAUUUUAAAAACCCAAACACUGGAUUCGAGUGCUUAUAAAAAAAUCGCUGACUUGAAAGGUAAACGUAGCAAUGUUUGGUACCAAGUUCCAAUGCCUGUUAAAGAGUUUCACGGAAGAGUUAACGAAAUAGAUAAUAUUCAUUCGGCGUUGCUAGAUACUACCAAAAGAGGAUGUGUCAUUUCGAAUCAUGGUGGAGUGGGAAAAACGCAAUUGGCCAUCAAAUACUGUUCUCAAUAUAGCAAUGACUACAAUGGCAACGUUAUUUGGAUAAACAGUGACACUCAAACUAAUAUUGAGUCUUCGUUUCAAUCUGUUGCUGAUUAUAUAGACUUAAUACCUAGUACUGCGCAUGAUGCGAAGAAUAUCGCUUCUAGAGUGUACGAUUUUUUUGCUGAUCGACCAUGUUUGUUUGUUUUUGACGAUGCUAACGACGUGAAACUAUUGAAUGAAUAUCUGCCAAAACUACCACCCAGUUCGCAUGAACCGGUUAUGUUAGUGACAAGUCAAAGCUCUGAAUGGGGGAGUCAGUUUGCCAUUGUUCCCUUACAUCCAUUUACAGAUGCGGAGGCCCAAGAUUUUGUUACAACUUUUUUACAUUUACCUGCAUCAAGUGUAGAGGAUGUCAAAUUUCUUUGCAAGGAGUUAGGGAAUCUCCCCCUGGCUUUACACCAAGCCGUGUGUUACAUUAAAAAGCAUGGAAUCUUUCUCAACAUGUACAAUAAGAUGUUGCAAGAGGGAAAAUAUCACAUACUGAAGGAGGAGGUACCAGGUGGCCUCUAUACGAAAACUUGUCUCAAAACGUUUGAUCUUGCAAGAGAAAAACUUCAUGACAAUGGUGACAACAAUGCUAUCAAACUUCUUAGUUUGAUGUCAUAUAUGGAUGGUAAGCACAUCAACAGGUCCUUUCUUGAAUUAUCUUUUUCAGAUGUAGAUACGCUGUAUUCUGCAUUAAAAGUGUUAUCAGAAUAUUCUUUAAUAACAUACGAAAAAGGAACGGUACAAAUGCAUACGUUAGUUCAGCUUGUUGUCCGCAUAACGACCGCACAGAAUAUGACCUUCGUCGACAAAGUGAUCAAUUGGUUUUUCCCUUCGAAAUCGUACUAUGGAAUGUUGCUAGAUUUAAUACUCGAAUGUGUACACACUCAAGAUGAUUGGGUCAAAAGCAACUUAGGAGACACCUCAUGGGUUGCGCAUGUUAUUACUCUCUGUGCAAGAUGUGAAGAAGGAAACACUUCAUCUAAAGACAGAAAGUACGUGUCUGAUUUUAUCUUGAGAAACGAUUUGAUCGCGCCGAUGUGUGAUGUGUACGAAAGCAAAUGCCAAUACAACACUGGCUACUCUGAUUUCAAUACUAUGUUUGAGAAUUUUAGUCAAAUAUCCGGACGUGAAUCUAGCAGGUUGUUUAACCUCCAAAAUUGCAAAGCUACUUUACUGACUAAGGUCGGUAGAAAGAAAGAAGCGUUAGAUAUAUUUGACAAAUUGGUAACAGGCUAUACAAAACAACUUGGAGCAAAUCAUGUUUACACCCUUAAUAUGAGAAUAAAUAAAUUGUCGUCGUUGAUUGAUUGUGGACACUAUAAACAUGCUGAAAGAGAGAUAAAAAGUAUGAGUGAAAUAAAAUCAUUUCCAAAACUAAGAGAGCCAGAGCAAAUAAGCUUUUUAGAGCACAAGGCUACGCUGUCGUUUUUACAAGGACACUCUAAAAAAGCUUUGGAUUUGUUCAACAAAUGUGAAGAGGAUUUGCUAUCUGUGUUUGGAGAAGAGGCUUCGCGGCGACUGUACACAAUUCAGUACAGCAAAGCUAACUGCCUCUUUCAAAUGGGUGAAUAUGAAAAGUCUAAGAAGAUGUUCGAAGAUGCCCAAACUAAAGCAUUAGAAUUGUAUACAGAUGAAAAACUUGAGAAAGUUUGCAUUGCAAAACGAAGUAUAGCAAAGUGUUUGUUGCACCUAAACAGAACCGAUGAAGCUUUGGAAAUUCUAGAUGACGUUUUGAAAGAACUUCUUGAGCAAUUCGAUGAGUUUAACACUGAGUAUUUAUCAGCAGAAUAUUUUAAAGUAAUUGGUUUAAUCGAUAAAAAUGAUUUUAACAGUGCAAAAGAACUUGUUGAAGAAAAUAUUAAGAAAAGGAGUGAAAUGAUCGGAAAAGAUCAUCCAUACGUGUUGUUGUCGAAGGUACAACUCGCUCGAUGUCUUAUGGAGGAAUUGCAGUUACAGAUGGCGAGAGAUGAAUUGCUAAUUAUCAGAGAGAAACAGAAGAAAGAACUGCACAUAUUACAUCCGAAUGUGUUGGAAACUGAAUUUUAUCUUGGGAUUUGCUAUUCAAAGUUAGGCGACACAAACAAAGCUUCUAUGAUCUUGCAUAGUGUUUAUGAGGGACAAAAGGAAAUACUAGGUGUCAACCAUCCUAGUACAAAUAAAACGGAAAACAAUACUAAAAAGUUAUUUGUAAAGUAAAGCAUUUUUUAACCUGGGAACUGUGUUAAUAAUUUUAAUACACUAUAUUUUUAAAUUUUUGACAGAUAAUUAUAUUAAAUCUAAGGCAGAAAAUGUGUUAGCGAAGGUGCAUAUGAAUUGUUAAACUGUAUUAGUUAGACAAAGUUUGUGUCGGCAGAAAUUUUUUGGUCCUAUUUUGCGCCACCUUCUAAAAAUUUAGACACUACUGUUCUAGCUUAAGGAAUUGCCAGAAAAACGAUGUAGCUGAUGAUACCAAAAAAAUGAAGUUUGGGGACAUUUCCAGUUUGCUAGAAACCAAUACAGAAGAAAAGAAAAGUCUAAAAAUGCACCUAAUUUGCAAAGGGUAAUUUUCUCAUAUUUCAUUCCCCCCAUUUUUUGUGGCUUACUGAUAAAAUAAAGUAAUAAAAUCUAAACUGGCCUCGGCCCUAGUAUUUUGGUGGGGCAUUUUUUUCAUUUUUGAACAAAUAAGAUAAUUACGGAAUUGUUAACCAAAUUGUAAAUAUGAAGUCACUAUUAUUAUUCUUUCCAUGAACUGUUGAAUGUGGUAACAAAACAAUUUUUCUGUAUAAUGGUAAUGAUUUCGAAAUAUUCUGGAGUGUUAUGAAGGGGUAAUCGUUAGUGGCGAACGAAACAAAUUGCAUAUGAAUUAUAUCGCUUGUUACCUGUCAACUCAUGUGGAAACAUGAGUUGACAAGUUUAUGAUUUAACAAAGUAUUCCGUGUAAAAUUAGUGUAUUUUUGUGAAAGUGAACACUACUAAGCAUCA
Hydractinia symbiolongicarpus is the source of this 3817-nucleotide messenger RNA. RefSeq lists its product as uncharacterized. Lineage: Eukaryota; Metazoa; Cnidaria; Hydrozoa; Anthoathecata; Hydractiniidae. Gene Ontology annotation, molecular function: protein binding. The record is from RefSeq and is a predicted model, not a curated record. The transcript has 2 exons. The coding region runs from base 146 to 3052 and encodes 968 amino acids.